AUGGCUCCAGACAAGUUCCACUUGUUUGGUAGUAUUGGUACUGUUUCGGAGUUUGAAGUGACGGAUGAUUGGAAAUUGUACCAGGAAAGACUGGAACAAUAUUUCCUCGCUAAUGCCAUUGAAGAAGGAAGGAAGGUUCCUGUAUUACUGUCAGUAGUUGGAUUAAAUACUUACAAGAUAAUUAAGGAUUUGAGUGAUCCGGUUUUACCUAAAGAUAGACCGUAUACAGAAAUUUGUGAUUUGUUAAAUGGUCAUUUUUCUCCAGCAGUUUCGGUAUUUCGAAAACGGAUAGAGUUUUAUAAUCUUCGACAAGGUGAAGUUGAAACUUGUGGAAAUUGGUAUGCAAAACUGAAAAAUGCAGCCAUCGAGUGUAAAUUUGGUGCAAAACUAAAUGAUGUACUCAAGGAUAAGUUUGUAUCUGGAUUAAGAGCAGGAAAAGUGUUGGACCGACUCUGUGAAGAGGAUCCUGAAACAAAAACGUUAAAGACUAUGGUCGAACUGGCGCUGAAGUAUGAAUCAACGGUUGUUAAUUCAGUCAGGGACAUUAACGUGGUGAAUACUUACAAGGGCAAAAAUUACAGACACUAUGUAGACAAGAGGGCACCUAAGAACUAUAAGAACAUGGGCAAUGAAAAUGCGACAACAGUUACAACAGGAGCAGCGAAGCUGGGACCGUCUACUACAAGUAAAGCAGCCUGUUUUGCAUGCGGUAAGAGCAACCAUAAAUUUUCUGAAUGCAGGUACAAAGAGUUUAUUUGCAAUGUAUGUAAGACCAAAGGUCAUUUAGCAAAAGUGUGUAAGAGUAGGAAAAACAACUAUAAGGUUAAGUCUAAUAAUUAUGUUAACUCUGAGGAAACUCAGAAAUUGGAUAGCUUGGGUAUGGAUUUUAUUAAUAUGUUUAGUUUAAAUGAAGUUAAUUUCUGUGAACCUUUUAUAAUUAAAAUGUUAGUUAAUGGGGUACAGUUAGAAAUGGAACUAGACACUGGUGCAGGAGUGUCAGUUUUACCAGAAAAUAUUUUAAAAGGAAAAUUAAGAAUGUAUGAGAUUAAACCUACCUUUGUGAAACUCAAGGCUUAUGAUGGAGCAAUAAUUGAACCGAUUGGUGAAGUGGAAAUGUGUGUCGAUUAUAAAUCAAUAAAAAAAAAGUGUAAGUUUUUGGUUGUUUCAAGUGAUAAUAAACCGUUGGUUGGUCGAGAUAUCAUGGCAGAGUUUGGUAUUGGAGUUAACAACCUGAUUAAUGUUAACAGUAGGAAGUUAAAUUUGGAUAAGUUGUUACAUGAAUUUAAGGAUAUUUUUAGUGAAGAGAUUGGUACUUACAAUUUUGAAAAAAUUAAUUUGAAGCUUAAGCCAGAUUCAAGUCCAGUAUUUGUCAAACCAAGAAUGGUUCCUUUUGCGUUUAAAGUUAAAGUAGAAGAGGAGUUAAGUAGAUUAGAGAAGGAAGGUGUCAUUACCUUAGUGGAUAAUAAUGAUUGGGGAACACCCUUGGUGCCUGUGCUAAAAAAUAAUGGAGAAAUAAGAAUUUGUGGUGAUUAUAAAACUACAGUGAAUAAGUUUUUAGAGGAUGUUAAGCACCCUCUGCCCAAGGUAGAAGAGUUAUUUGUAGCUUUACAAGGUGGAAAAACUUUUUCAAAAAUUGAUUUUAGAAAUGCAUAUAAUCAAUUGGUGUUAGAUGAAGAGACAAGAAGACUUCUGGCUUGGAGCACACAUAAAGGAAUUUAUUUGGUAAAUAGGUUGCCAUAUGGAACCAAACCAGCAUGUGCAGUUUUCCAGAAAAUAGUUGAAAAAGUUUUGCUUGGUUUAAAGAACACAAUGAAUUUUUUGGAUGAUGUGAUAGUAACUGGUGCUACGGAUGAAGAGCAUACUGAUAAUUUAAAAGCAGUUUUUAGUAGGCUAAAAGAAGCAGGUUUUCGUGUGAACUUGAGUAAAUGCAGUUUUUUUCAAGAAGAGAUUCAUUACUUAGGUCAUAUAAUAUGUGCUAAAGGUCUUAAGAAAGAUAAAUCUAAGAUGGAGGCGAUUAGGUUAGCCCCUAGACCACAAAAUGUGCAUGAAGUAAGAGCUUUUGCAGGCAUGGUAAAUUACUAUGGUAAAUUUAUUAAAAACUUGUCAGGUUUAAUGGAACCCAUUUAUCAAUUAUUAAAAAAAGGACAACAGUUUAUUUGGUCUGAUAAAUGUGAGAAGGUUUUUUGUAAAGCGAAAGAGUUAAUGUGUUCGGAUGACAUUUUGGUGCAUUAUGACCCUUCUUUGGAACUAGUAUUGAGUUGUGAUGCUUCUCAAAAAGGCAUAGGUGCAGUGUUAUCUUGUAUUUUACCUGGUGGCAUAGAAAAACCUGUUACAUACAUAUCAAGAGUUUUAAAUGAAACGGAACAAAAGUACUCAGUUAUUAUCAAGGAGGCGUUGGUAAUUUUUUGGGCGGUUCGAAAACUAAAUCAGUAUUUGCUAGGAAAAAAAUUUGUUUUGAGGACAGAUCAUAAGCCUUUGUUGGCAAUAUUUGGAGAAAAGAAAGGUAUACCAGUUAUGGCAGCGGGCAAGUUACAACGUUGGGCUAUGUUUUUAGCUGGUUUUGAUUAUAAUAUUGUUUAUAUUAAGGGAAGCGAAAAUGGUGCGGCUGACGGAUUAUCUAGACGUCCUUUAGAAGUGAAAGAGGAGGACUUAGGUGAGGAUUAUUUGAAAUUUGUCGAAAGGUCCUGUCCUAUUGAUGCUUGCAUGAUUAGAGUUGAAACAAAAAAAGAUAGGAUUCUAAGUGCAGUUUUAUCAGUUAUUAAUGGCGAUACAGUGUUAGAAGAAAUGUCAGCAGAAAUGAAAACUUUUAUUAAUAAAAAAGAUGAGUUAUACGUUGAAGAAGGAAUUAUUAUGUGGGGUUAUAGAGUUGUCAUACCAAAAGUUUUACAGGAAGGAUUACUUAAUGAGUUACAUGGUGCACACAUGGGUGCAGCUAAAAUGAAGAAUCUAGCUAGAACUUAUUUUUGGUGGCCAAAUUUAGAUAAAGAUAUUGAAAAGUUUGUUAGUAGUUGUAUUUUAUGUGUUGAGGCAAGACCGAACCCACCAUUAGCCAAGUUAAUUAAGUGGCCAGAUAGUGUUGGUGUUUUCGACAGAGUGCACAUUGAUUUUUUGGGUCCAGUCUCUGGAAAAAUGUUUUUUAUUUUAACUGAUGCUUUUUCUAAGUGGCCUGAAAUUUAUGAAAUGCCUAGGACAGAUUCGAAAUUCAUGAUAGACAAACUCAAAGAUAUUUUUGCAAGGUAUGAAUAUAGAGAAUUUUGUCAUCGUAAUGGUAUUAGAGUGAUAACUUCACCACCGUUUCAUCCAUCUACAAACGGGGCAGCCGAAAAUGCUGUUAAAACUUUCAAAGCUUGUUUGUUGAAGUUUAUUAAGGACAGUGGUAAAGGCAUGUCAGUUAGUUCUGUGAUUAGUAGGUAUUUAUUUAACUAUAGGAACACACCGCAUUGGGUAACUGGAGAAUGCCCUUCAAUGUUAAUGUUUGGCAGAAAAGUGCGUACUAGGUUGGAUUUAUUAAGGGAGUUCGGAGGUAGAAAGGAUGAUCAGUUUAAAAAUUUCAAAGGAAAAAGAGAAGUAGAAUUUGAGGAAGGUGAAAUGUGUUUUGCCAGAGAUUACAAAAAUCCUAAUAAGAGAUCUUGGAAAAAGGGAGUAGUUGAAGAGGUUCUUGGAAAAAGAAUUUAUUUAGUGAAGAUACUAGAGAGUAAUGUGGUAUGGAAAAGACACUUAGAUCAAAUGAUCAAGGCUGGUGACUUCUAUAGGAACCCAAGUGAGAACUUAGAUUAUGAAAAUGAACAAAAUAGUGAUGUGAGUAAACAAUUAGAUGAUGAAUUAGAGAAGGAGAUAGUAAAAGAAAAGUUGGACUUAGUACUAGGUGAAGCUUCAGUUGAGACUCCUAAGAGUGAUGAAAUUGGUAGAUUGAAGAUACUAGAGAGUAAUGUGGUAUGGAAAAGACACUUAGAUCAAAUGAUCAAGGCUGGUGACUUCUAUAGGAACCCAAGUGAGAACUUAGAUUAUGAAAAUGAACAAAAUAGUGAUGUGAGUAAACAAUUAGAUGAUGAAUUAGAGAAGGAGAUAGUAAAAGAAAAGUUGGACUUAGUACUAGGUGAAGCUUCAGUUGAGACUCCUAAGAGUGAUGAAAUUGGUAGAUGUACAAAUCUUAGGGCAGAGAUAUGUAACAGUUUGGCUACACUGCUUGGCCGGCUGUUCUGCCUUAUAGGUUAUAUUUUGUAUUAUAUUAAUUAA
Molecule: messenger RNA, 4236 nt
Organism: Acyrthosiphon pisum (pea aphid)
Lineage: Eukaryota; Metazoa; Arthropoda; Insecta; Hemiptera; Aphididae
Exons: 4
Coding region: 1-4236 (1411 amino acids)
Biological process (GO): proteolysis; DNA integration
Molecular function (GO): aspartic-type endopeptidase activity; zinc ion binding; nucleic acid binding
Source: RefSeq, a predicted model, not a curated record